AUGGAUAAGUUGAUGUGGAUGACGACGCCAGCGACGUCGACCACCGUGACGUCAGAGGAAGGGCCUCCGGAUACGUGGCAGCCGAAUGUGACGGCGGCCUCUGACGGCAGACAGCCGGAGGGCAGCGGCGGCGGCUGGCAGCUGGUGUUGGCCAUCGCGCUCAAGUCGUCCGCCAUGGGCUUCAUCAUCGUGGCGGCGCUGUUCGGCAACCUGCUGGUGAUCGUGAGCGUGAUGCGCCACCGCAAGCUGCGCGUGCUCACCAACUACUUCGUGGUCUCGCUGGCGCUGGCCGACAUGCUGGUGGCGCUGUGCGCCAUGUGCUUCAACGCGAGCGUCGAGCUGACGGCCGGCACCUGGCUCUUCGGCUACUUCAUGUGCGACGUGUGGAACUCGCUGGACGUGUACUUCUCGACGGCGUCCAUCCUGCACCUGUGCUGCAUCAGCGUGGACCGCUACUACGCCAUCGUGCGGCCGCUCGACUACCCGCGCAUCAUGACGCCGGCGCGGCUCGCCGCCAUGCUGGCCGUCGUGUGGUGCUCGCCGGCGCUCGUCUCGUUCGUGCCCAUCUUUCUCGGCUGGUACACCACUGACGAGCACCUCGAGUUCCGCCGCCGGCACCCGGACCGCUGCGCCUUCACCGUCAACAAGGCGUACGCCGUCGUCUCGAGCAGCGUCAGCUUCUGGGUGCCCGGCGUCAUCAUGAUCUUCAUGUACUACCGCAUCUACGUCGAGGCCGACCGCCAGGAGCGCAUGCUCUACAGGACGAAGGUGGCGGCGGCGCUGCUGAACAAGCACCUGCAGAUCAACGGCAUCGGCGGCGGCAUCAGCACGCUCAACGGCGGCGGCGCGCACGCUCGGCAUCAUCAUGUCCGCCUUCCUCGCCUGCUGGCUGCCCUUCUUCCUCUGGUGAGUCCACCUACCUGUUCGAGUUUCAUUUUUUUUGGUCCUUCUUCUGCCUAG
Messenger RNA from Schistocerca cancellata (South American locust), 960 nucleotides. RefSeq names its product octopamine receptor beta-1R-like. Bases 1 to 960 code for a protein of 319 amino acids. Gene Ontology annotation, molecular function: octopamine receptor activity. The record is from RefSeq and is a predicted model, not a curated record. The transcript is spliced from 3 exons. Gene Ontology annotation, biological process: adenylate cyclase-activating adrenergic receptor signaling pathway. Lineage: Eukaryota; Metazoa; Arthropoda; Insecta; Orthoptera; Acrididae. Gene Ontology annotation, cellular component: membrane.